Messenger RNA from Sus scrofa (pig), 6374 nucleotides. It is a transcript of the gene TMEM185B, whose product is annotated as transmembrane protein 185B. The record is from RefSeq and is a predicted model, not a curated record. NCBI's taxonomy places the organism in Eukaryota, Metazoa, Chordata, Mammalia, Artiodactyla, Suidae.
CCACCCUACCCAGUACACUGACUGCACGCACCAGCCCCUUCCGCCGCACGAGGUCAAGCCCACUGCCUCAUGUCUCGUGCACACACACGUCUUCACAUAUGCACACCCACUCUGUGCAUUCCUAGUUAUAGCACCUGUUCGCUCGCUCACAAACUCCACAUUCGCCCGUCCACCCGCCUCGCUCGUGCCCACGCGGUUCCCCCGCUCAGUGUCGGCUGCGCUGGAGCCCCAGUCGGUUGCCGAAGAGGGUGGGGCACCCGCGGCCGGCCGCGCUCCACCCACUCUCGGCCCCGCCCUUUCCCCACCUCCUGCCUGGGCCCUGGCCCGCCCAUAUCCGCGCCCAGCCCCGGCUCCUGCCUGGGCCCCGCCUCCCGCCUGGGCUGGCCGAGAGGAUGUGAGCUCACUCCCGCCUCCCGGCUCGCAGCGCCGUCAGGAAGCGUCCGCCCGCGGUGGCCGCCAGCUCGUUGCCAACGGGCCGGCCGGAGUCGCCCGUCCCGCCCUUCCCGGCGCCACACGCAGUAGCUGCUUUCCAAAUGGGUACGCAGUGAAGGCGGGCGGCCGCGGGGCCCAGGCAGCGCCGGGCUCCGAGACACUUCGUCCUCCGGGCCCGGCGGGUCGCCAGGAGACCGCCGGCGCGCACGCCACGCCCAUCGCGUUUCCGGUCGGGCCACGUGACCAGGCGCGCACGUGUUCCGGCCUCUCGGCGCCGCAGGCCGGAAGCUCCUCCUGCAGGGCUCAGGGCUGUUUCCCACCUGGGUCUGACGCGGGCCGGGCCGGGGGAGGCGGCGGGCCCCGGAAGCAGCGCAGACGCGGUGGCCCCGGGUUGGGGGCAGCAGCCUCGCUAUGAACCCCAGGGGCCUGUUCCAGGAUUUCAACCCGAGUAAGUUCCUCAUCUACGCCUGUCUGCUGCUCUUCUCCGUGCUGCUGCCCCUCCGCCUGGACGGCGUCAUCCAGUGGAGCUAUUGGGCUGUGUUCGCCCCCAUAUGGCUGUGGAAGCUCCUGGUCCUUGCUGGCGCCUCGGUGGGCGCGGGCGUUUGGGCGAGGAAUCCCCGUUACCGCACCGAGGGUGAGGCCUGUGUGGAGUUCAAGGCCAUGCUGAUCGCCGUGGGCAUCCACCUGCUGCUGCUCAUGUUCGAAGUGCUAGUCUGCGACAGGGUGGAGAGGGGCACCCACUUCUGGCUACUGGUCUUCAUGCCGCUCUUCUUUGUGUCUCCCGUCUCCGUGGCCGCUUGCGUAUGGGGCUUCCGGCACGACAGGUCCCUGGAGCUGGAGAUCCUGUGCUCUGUCAACAUCCUGCAGUUCAUCUUCAUCGCCCUGAGGCUGGACAGGAUCAUCCACUGGCCGUGGCUGGUGGUGUUUGUGCCGCUCUGGAUCCUCAUGUCCUUUCUCUGCUUGGUGGUCCUCUAUUACAUUGUCUGGUCCCUCCUGUUCCUGCGUUCUCUGGAUGUGGUUGCCGAGCAGCGAAGAACACAUGUGACCAUGGCCAUCAGCUGGAUAACGAUCGUCGUGCCCCUGCUCACUUUUGAGGUUCUGCUGGUUCACAGGCUGGACGGCCACAACGUGUUCUCCUACGUCUCCAUAUUCGUCCCUCUUUGGCUGUCAUUAAUCACUUUAAUGACCACAACAUUUCGGCGAAAGGGGGGCAACCACUGGUGGUUUGGUAUUCGCAGAGAUUUCUGUCAGUUUUUGCUUGAAAUUUGCCCUUGUUUAAGAGAAUACGGGAACAUUUCAUACGAUCUACAUCAUGAAGAUAGUGAAGACGCUGAAGAAACGUCAUCUGUUCCAGAAGCUCCUAAAAUCGCUCCAAUGUUCGGAAAGAAGGCCAGGGUCGUGAUAACCCAGAGCCCUGGAAAAUAUGUUCCCCCACCUCCCAAGUUAAAUAUUGAUAUGCCGGAUUAAACUCGUUGUCGGUGGGGGAGUGCCCACGAGUGGAAAAGAAACCAUAUACACCCGAAGUCCACCUUACUUUGGCCUCUUUGCUCAUCCAUCUCAAACUUGGAACUGAUAACAGGCUCCAAACAUCAUUUCAUGCCUUGUUGGAGAUCGAUGCCUACCAGUGACUCAUCAGUAUUUCAUCGGAGAUGUGGGAGGUUAUUUUACCCUAUAGUGGUGGGUGUGCCUGUGAGCGUGCACGAUGUGCCUCCCGGUAUGAGGCGCUUGUCUCCAGGUUGCUGCUGCAGAACCAGCUAGAGCUGUGCAUUAAAUUGUUUUAGUAGGUCUUCAGAUGGGCUCAAGACACAGCUAGGGCUUUUUUUUUUUUUUAAGUGGUACUAUAUACCUAUCAAAAGUAUUGUUUUGAAAAGUAUUUUUAUACACUGCUGGCCUGAAAUUGUAUUUCAGAUUGUGCCUGUUGUGACGUAAUCAAUAGCAAAAGUAAAGCCUUCUCCUUCCCACCACUUGCACAUAAACCUCAUAGUUGUUACUUUAGGCGUUCCUCCUGUUAGAAUAGUUUUUCUUUAGGCUUUACUGAUACAGGUUUUGAGUAGCCUCAGAGGUGAAUUUUUCUAAUGCAGUGAAUCCAUACAGAUGUGAUAUUUAUAUGAAUAUUUUAGCCAUGUAAUAUAUUAUGUUGAAUUCUAGUUCUGUGCAGUAAAGUGUAUUAUGUUAAAGUAUUUUUUUAAGUUUAUAUGUGAAGACACAUGUCUAUUGCAGAUGUUGUUAAAGAUUGCUUAAAACAUUAAUAUGUACCUGGUCUGGGGUCUUAUUAAAGUUCUAGGCAUGAAUAUAGGGAUUGAAAAAUCCCAAGGAUCUGAAUAUUCAGGUGUUCCAAUGCCUCGGUCUGCAGAGUUUUAAGGUCUCUCUUGGGAGGAGCCACUGUCCUUUGGGAACAGGUGACAUGCUCCAGGGUGGCACCAGACCAUAAAGUGUAACUGUUAUUUAGCACCUUGAAUUUUUCCACACAGGCAAGUACAUCUCUUCACGAACAACUAAAAGAAGCAGCAAGUGGUUUGUCCAUUUCUAAGAAUCUUAGACUAUUAAUUGGCCAUAAAGUAAAGUGGUAUUUAUACUUGUCACUGGAAAGCCAGAGAGAGUGGCCUUAACCGAAAAUGGCUAACAGGAUCAAGUAUUAUUUUAAGGUCCAAACUUUUUGAUCUGUCAGAAACAGGUUAUUUUUAAAAUAAGUACAAUGUUGCUUUAGGUACUGGUGGUAGCCAGGGGAUCAGAAGGGCACAAACCAGAUCCUGGAAGGGUUUUGUUUUUCUGAGAAAAACAAAUCCUUUCAAAAGGAGGUUAAAAUUUAAGAGUAUUGAUAUUAUUAAUGGAGAGAAGACUGGAGGGAACCCAUUUCUGUUACUAGCCACCUAGUAAAAAUUAUCUCAGCUGGGCUCCGUAGGGAUUACGUAAAUAAUCUACCUGGUGAGAAGACAUGCUAGCAACAAUGGCCAACCUUUUGGGGACGUGGGUGCCCAAAAGCAUGAGGGUGUUGCUACAGCUCAGUUUGGUCUCCUAGAACUGAACUGAGGUCAUAGACACACACAUGUGGUCUCUGCCAGCCCACAAGCAGUGGGUGUAACAUUUCACAAGCAUGGAUUCAUUCAUUCGCUUCCUCAACACGUAUUGAUUGAGGACCUGCUCUGAGCCGGACGUGGUGCUGGGAUGCGCGCAGAUCACAUUUGGCAACUGCCUUCACGCACACAGCACACAAUUAAGUGAUGAGGUAGUGCCUGUGGCAGCCGCCUAUCUGUGGGAGGGAGGAAGGCAGGAGCAAUGUGUGCAGGAGAGUGCAGGAUGCCCCUGGCCUCGGGGGGAUCUUUCCCUGGAACUUGACUCUCAUCUUUGUUUGCAAAAGCCCAGCCCAGCCCCUGCCUGUCCUUCCAUCCCCAAACAAUACCUUAAAGACAUGGCUUACACUUCAGUAAGAUAUCGCUGUGGAGGAGGGGUUGCCGGAGGAAUUGAAGGGCUGGUAUGGGGGCAGCCGUGGGCUCAACAGCCCCUCCUGGUACAAUUUGAGGCUGUGGACUUGUUGGCACCCAAAACAAUCCCUCCAAACCUGACGGUCCCUCCUGACGCUCACCUGCCUGUCUCCUCUCUGCCAUCCCAGGGUGGCCUGGUGUUGGAGAGCCAGUGAUGGUCCUGUGUUCUCUGCAGGUGGGUCAUCCCCUGGCUGACCUCUUUCCUGCCUCAAGACCAUUAAGUAAAAACAGCCGGCGUGGCGGCUUGUAGAAAGUUGUUUAGUCUGUAGAAGCUAAUACAGUCUCAGCUAUGCCUAGAGAGUUACCUAAUUGCUAUGGCAACCCUGACUAGCCACAGUAUUUAGCAUGUGUCCAAUUCAGUAACUCUAGUUUCUCCUGUAAGAUGCCUUAGUCCGCUGUUACUGCAAGACAACCUCAGAAAUCUCAGAGGCUACUGAUUACAAAUCCUCACCCUGGGGUUUUAUAUUCCAGGGCAUGGGUGUGGUCUGGGCCUGUUCCAGGUCCUGGGGGCGGGAAGGAGUGGCAGUCCCCUGGGCAUGUCCUUUCUCAUGGCAGAAGCACAAAAGGCCAAGCCAACCCCACAAGCACACUUUGAGCCCCAGGUCACGCACUUGGUGGAUGUCAAGUGUCCUUGUUCUCUUGGCCAAUGCACAAGGCCAAGCCCCACCUCGGGGGUGGUCAGUUCAAGCCCAAGAACAGUGACACGGUCGGAGCAGCUGUUGCAAGAGUUUUUGUUUUUGACUCUUUGGGGCCCCACCAGAGGCAUAUGGAAGUUCCCAGGCUAGGGGUUGAAUGGCCUACACCACAGCUCACAGUGGAUCCUUAACGCACUGAGCAAGGCCAGGGAUCGAACCUGCAACCUCAUGGUUCCUAGUCGGAUUCAUUAAACACUAAGCCCUUGCAAGAGAGUUUUGAAGACAGGAAAGGAAUCACAAAAUUUGUGGCAGAACGUGAAUGAUCUUCCCCGUAUUUUACAAACAUUCUGUCAUCUUGAAAAGUUCAUUGUUUGGAUUUCCCUGGUGGUUCAGGUUAAGGAUCCAGCAUUGUCACUGCUGUGGCUCAAGUUCAUUCCCUGGUCCCAGGAACUUCCACAUGCCUCAGGUGCAGCUAAAAAGAAAAAAUUUCAUUAUUUAAUACUGCAAUAUUGCAGUAAUAACUACAAGGGAAUCUGGGGUGGGGCGGGGGCCGGUAGGCAGGGGCCUUGAGGUGAGAUGUGGAAGGCCCUGCAUCCAGACACCUCUGUCAACAGUGGAGGGCUCUGGAGGCUCCACACAAAAUGGAUUUAUGGCAGCACUGGACUCCAAGGGUUUCUCUGGGGUCCCUGGGAUGCUUUGGAGGGGUCAAGCCCGGGCACAGGGAGACCAGCCAGGUGGGAAGUGCUGGGAAACAAGGGAGAAGCAGCAUCUACACAGGCCUCAGCAGCACUCUGGGUCAAGGAAGAAGCAGACCCUCCCGGCCAGGCCUGCCCAGGCUUCUGGAAGGCAAAUACGAGAAAGCGCUAUGUCUGACUCAGUAAAGGAUCCGGGCAGCUGGCACACGGGCAGGAAUGCGGGUGCCAAGCUCAGCAAGCAUGUGGGAAAUCACGGGAAGGGGUGCUGCCAGAGACCCUAGCAAGUUGAUGCCUCAGGGACCACCUGGUGAGGAUGUUGCAGCUGGCACCCACUGCAGCCACGAGACACUGCCACCAAGAUAACAAAUACCCAGCCAUCUCUGCCCAGAGCUCAAGAUUCAAGUACCAGGAGGGAGGGUGUGAUGGGCAGACCUUGCAGCUUCCAGAACAUGAAGUGGAAGAGGAUCUGGCUUCUUUGGCACCAGGAGGAGGAGGCAGGACUUGGCCAGACUCACUCAGUAGAGGUUUGUGCAGAAGGGAAGGCUGUUCGGAGACUGGGUGACCAAAGCUGAUGACAGAAGUGCUCCUGGGCUGGGGGAUGCGCAUCCUCCUGUGCUGACCCUUCAAAACCACUGCUCUUAUCCAGCAGGACACAACUGGCCUCGCCACCACGCAUUAGCUCAUCUUUCCUGAUAGAGGGUCAUGGCGCAAAGCUGCUUCAUCCUUCCUGCAGCCACCUCUUCAUCCAGGGCAUCUGCAGGGGUCUCAUCCGUCUCUCGCUCUAUCAUAUUCUUUCUGUAUGUUCCAGAAUGUGUGGAUUAAUGUUCACUACCAUGGCAUGCCUCCAAGGGCUGGUCAAGGACCCCAGGGGGCCCACAAGCGCCUCCUUUUCCCAGCUACCCCUCAGGGGAAGCAGAUGCUCUUCUUCCACCGAGACUUCAAGUGAGAUGCAGUCGCGGAUCCGAGAAUGCAGCUGCCCUCUGGUGAGCCGGACUCAAAAGGUUGGCAGGAAUGAAAAAACAGUGCCACCCUUCCCCUCCCUAGAUUUCUGCUUAUUUUUCAUUGUAAAAAAGUUAACACAUGAUGAGUUUAUUUUUUUUAAAGAGUUAAUAAAUAUUUUUUAAAGCCAC